ACAUUAGCCGUUAAUAACAGAGGGAAUUUAGCAUUUCAAAGCUUUGUCCUGCCGCCUUCUUAUACUUCUCUUUAUCCCUCUCUCUCCAACUCUCCAUUCUUCCUCUCCAAACUUUCGAUAAAGAAACCACAGACACAGAAAACUCACUUUCAACUAAAAGCUCUCAAAAUGGUCUCAUCGAUGGUUCUAUCUUCUUACCCUUCUUCACGCCUAAAAUGCUCCCUCUCAAAUCCUCAGUCUGUGAUUAUGAUGUCAUCACCUCAGCCUACAGUGGCAGCUUCCUUUGCCGAGUUCAGAGGAUUGAGGAUCCAAAUGGGUUCAAAGUUGUCAACUUCGUUGGUUUCCAUUAAUACGAGGAGGAAUCCUAAGGUUUUUUCUCGUAUUGUGUCUGAAGCUCAAGAGACUGUUGUUGAUAUUCCUACAGUGACUGAUGAAACAUGGCAGUCACUUGUCAUCGAGGCUGAUGGCCCCGUGAUGGUCGAGUUUUGGGCUCCAUGGUGUGGACCCUGCCGAAUAAUCCAUCCAGUGAUAGCUGAACUAUCGACAGAAUAUGGUGGGAAGCUCAAGUGCUUCAUGUUGAAUACCGAUGACAGUCCUUCUACUGUGACCAAGUAUGGAAUUCGAAGCAUUCCAACUAUCAUCAUCUUCAAAAAUGGGGAGAAGAAACAUGCAAUCAUUGGUGCCGUGCCCAAAACCACACUAAUUUCCAAUAUUAAGAAACUCUUGUAGAGGAAGCUGGUAACAGAAUUCCUUCGAAAGAAUUCGACUCUUUUUUUUUUAAUGGGUUCAAGUAAUUUUCUUUUUCUGAAUUGUGAAUAAAAUCUACCUCCCAGCUGUGUGCUUACUUCUUUGUAAUUUUUGGCUGAGGUUAAUUUGCUUCCUGAAAGUGCUAGUUGGUUUGACCAACCAAGCAAUUAAGUUUGUCGAUGCAUGAUUUGAAAAUGAGAGCUGAUUAGGCCUGGCGUGGACCAA
This is a messenger RNA of Populus euphratica (Euphrates poplar), 972 nucleotides long. RefSeq names its product thioredoxin M-type, chloroplastic. Gene Ontology annotation, molecular function: protein-disulfide reductase activity. Bases 169 to 729 code for a protein of 186 amino acids. Gene Ontology annotation, cellular component: cytoplasm. The transcript is spliced from 3 exons. NCBI's taxonomy places the organism in Eukaryota, Viridiplantae, Streptophyta, Magnoliopsida, Malpighiales, Salicaceae. The record is from RefSeq and is a predicted model, not a curated record.